Molecule: messenger RNA, 1187 nt
Organism: Myzus persicae (green peach aphid)
Lineage: Eukaryota; Metazoa; Arthropoda; Insecta; Hemiptera; Aphididae
Exons: 8
Coding region: 1-1170 (389 amino acids)
Source: RefSeq, a predicted model, not a curated record
AUGUUUGUUAAAAAAAAUGUAUAUAAUUAUGAUGAAGCUGCAAAAAAAGAAAGAGAGGUUUUUUUGUCAGCUUCUGAAUCCGACAGAAGUUAUAAAAAAGCCAAGCCUAACAAUUUUUCCUCAAGAAAAAACCUUUUUGGAAGUAAUGACAAUAUUAAUGAUAGCGACAGCAGUGACAAUGAUCAACCACUUAUGGUAAUAAAAAAAAAAAAUGAUGAAGCAAAAAGUUUAAUAUCAAAUGCAAUAACUGGUAUUCAAGAAGAGUCUUGUAAUUAUAGUUUUGAACCAAAUUCAUUGGGAUCCAUGUCUUCUAUUUACCUUAUCCAAUUUAAAUUUUUAUUUUUAGUCUCAAAUUAUGAUAAACAUCCUAAAACUAUAUUGCAAAAAUCAUGUGAAGCAAGAAAUGUAGCAUGUAGCAAUGAAGAAAAUAUGUACAAUAUUGAUCAAAGUUCUGUAAACAUUUCACAGGAACCUACUGUACAAAUGGCUAGCAGCACCUAUAUGUUAUCUGCAAUGAACACAUUAUUAAACAUGAACGAUCAAAAUGUAAAUGUUUAUGAGUCUGCAUCUCCUUUGUGUUCUGAAAACACAACACAUAAUUCACAGUUUUCAACACCUCGCCCAUUACUAUCUGCCUCAGCUAUAGUCAAUAAUAAUUCAAACAAUUUUUCUGUUAGUCGUGAUGCUGUUCAGUCAAAUAUAUUAAAUAUUAUAUAUGAACAAGGCAUUGAAACCAAUGCAUAUUUAAAACGAAUUGAUGGAAGGCUGGAUUGUCUAGAAAAAAUCAUAAAAAAUAUGUCUGGUACCCAAAAUCAUAAUAACCCUGUAGAUAAUGCAUUUUUAACCAUGUUUCCUUUAAAAGAUAUCGAUUCACUUAAAGAUUUUGAUACUCGUAUUACAAAUGAUCCAGAUUUUAAACUCAAUGUGAUAAAUUUUAUUACUAGAAUUGGAGGUACUGACAUCAAGAAUUUCAUUAAACGUGUGUUACAAAGGAUUUUCAGUAACGAGCUAUCAUCGAAAUGCUCGUGGACAGGUUUUCGUAAUAAUUACAGACUUGAAAAUAUUUGGUUUAUGAGCAUCAUGAAAGACUUAUCUAGGGAAAAAUUCAACUCAUCAGACCUUGAUUUUGAGUUGCAUGUUAAAGACUGGUUUCGUCAUGGCUCACAAUGAUUUAUAAGAGAUCAACA